Messenger RNA from Erythranthe guttata (spotted monkey flower), 2401 nucleotides. It is a transcript of the gene RECQL2, whose product is annotated as RECQ helicase L2. Gene Ontology annotation, biological process: double-strand break repair via homologous recombination. Gene Ontology annotation, molecular function: 3'-5' DNA helicase activity; ATP binding; four-way junction helicase activity. Gene Ontology annotation, cellular component: mediator complex; cytoplasm; chromosome. The record is from RefSeq and is a predicted model, not a curated record. Lineage: Eukaryota; Viridiplantae; Streptophyta; Magnoliopsida; Lamiales; Phrymaceae.
AAUAAUUUCUGCAUAAUAUAUAUAUUUUUUAAUUCAAUUCUCCUGCUGUGGAAAAGUGCGCCUGAAGGAGGAGAAGGAAAAUGGGGACGACGGAAGAAAUUUUAUCGGAACUUCUCGGAGUUGAAAUGGAGCUUCAAGAUGUUCAAGAGCAAAUAAAAGUGUUGUUGGAUCAGCAGGAAUCGUUGUAUCAGAGGCAAUCGGAGCUUAAAGUUCUAUUGGAGCAUAAAGAAUCUUCUAGAAGCAAUGGAGACGGAGAAGAAGCUUCUGUUUCUGUGGAGAAUUGGUCUGGGGAAUUUGAAUGGGACUCCGAAGCUGAUGAUGUUCGGUUCAAUGUUUUCGGCAUAUCGGCCUAUCGUGCUAAUCAGCGAGAGAUCAUAAAUGUAAUCAUGAGUGGAAGAGAUGUUUUAGUAAUCAUGGCUGCUGGUGGCGGCAAGAGUCUUUGCUACCAACUUCCGGCAGUCCUUCGAAAGGGAGUGGCUCUUGUUGUCAGUCCUUUACUGUCUCUUAUUCAAGAUCAGGUAAUGGGUUUGGCUGCUUUAGGAAUCCAAGCAUAUAUGCUGACAUCAACAACGAGCAAGGAAGACGAGAAGUUCAUUUACAAAGCUCUAGAAAAGGGGGAAGGAGAGCUCAAGAUAUUGUAUGUCACACCAGAAAAGAUAUCAAAAAGCAAGAGAUUUAUGUCGAAAUUGGAAAAGUGUCACCAUGCUGGUCGCCUUUCUCUAAUUUCCAUUGAUGAGGCACAUUGUUGUAGUCAAUGGGGCCAUGACUUUCGUCCAGACUAUCGGAAUCUUGGUAUAUUGAAGACCCAAUUUCCUGAUGUCCCCAUGGUUGCUUUAACUGCCACUGCUACAAAGAAAGUACAAGAAGAUCUGAUGAAUAUGCUGCACAUACCAAAAUGCAUUAAGUUUGUUAGCUCUGUGAACAGGCCCAACCUCUUUUACAUGGUACGAGAAAAAUCAUCAGUUGGGAAGUCGGCGAUUGAUGGAAUAGCUGAAUAUGUACAAACCUCAUAUCCGAAUAAUGAAUCUGGGAUAGUGUAUUGUUUUUCCAGAAAAGAGUGUGAACAGGUUGCUAAAGAAUUGCGGGAUAGGGGAAUCUCAGCUGAUUACUAUCAUGCAGAUAUGGAUGUCCACGCUCGUGAGAAAGUUCAUAUGCGGUGGAGUAGUGGCAAGUUGCAAGUCAUUGUUGGCACGGUGGCAUUUGGAAUGGGGAUCAACAAGCCAGAUGUCAGGUUUGUUGUUCACCACAGCUUAAGCAAAUCGAUGGAGACAUAUUACCAGGAGAGUGGUCGAGCUGGAAGAGACGGUCUCCCUUCUGAAUGCUUGUUAUACUUUAGACCAGCUGAUGUCCCUAGGCAGAGCUCAAUGGUCUUCUAUGAAAAUUCAGGGUUGCAAAAUCUUUACGACAUUGUUCGGUAUUGUAUGUCUAAAAGGCAAUGUCGAAGGGGUGCUUUCUUCAAACAUUUUGCUGAGCCUUUACGAGAUUGUGAUGGGAUGUGUGAUAAUUGUGCAUCCUGCAACGAGAUCAAGGAAUUGGAUGUAACUGAUCACGCCAAAUUUAUAGUAUCACUAUUGCAAGAAAUGCAAGAGAAUGACCAAAGGGUGACGAUGUUGCAAUUAGUUGACAAGAUAAAGAUCAAGAACAAGCAUUUGGUUCCUGCGCUAAAACGGGAGGAAUUGGAACAACUUCUCGUUCAGCUUUUGGUGGAUCUUGUUUUGAAAGAAGAAUUCCAGCAUACGGCGUAUACGACAAAUGCUUAUUUGACUACAGGACCUUUGGCAAAGCAAGUAUUGCAUGGAAAGAAAACAGUUAAGCUUGAAGUUAACUGCGGACAGAAAAACAGUUCAACCAAUUCGAAAACUAACAAGCGCGGAAAAUCUAGUGGGCUGGAAUAUAAGCUCGACGAGCUGCGAAAGGAACUCGCUUCACUUGACGGGGGAAUAUUCCCUCACUCGGUAUUAUCCACUCAGCAAAUUACCAUGUUGAGUGCCGAGAAGCCUAAAUCAAUGGAAGAGUUGGAGAAGGUAAUUGGAAAGUUGAAAGCCGAUAAAUACGGGGCGAAAAUUCUCGAGUCAAUAAUCGAGUAUGAAUCAAAGAACCAAACAGAUGAUGAUUUUUCAGAUGGUGGAAAAGAUGAAAGUGAAGGCAGAGCUAUUAAGAAGUUGAAAACUAAGAGAGCUCUUGUUGUCAUUGAAAGCAGUGGAGAUGAAGCAUGAAAUCAAUCUUGUAUUAUUAGUUUUUUUAGUUAUUUAAAAAAGCCGUGAAAAAAUAUUUUUUGGUUCUUCUUUAAGAUUUUUAGGGAUAGUAGAAAAUACUCAAAUUGUUAAUUUCUUUUCAGGUCAGGUGUAAUAUGAUGUGAAAAGACUAAAAUAACCUUUAUUAUUUAAUGACAGUAUAAUUG